Messenger RNA from Hippopotamus amphibius kiboko, 3517 nucleotides. RefSeq names its product cleavage stimulation factor subunit 1 (gene CSTF1). The coding region runs from base 294 to 1589 and encodes 431 amino acids. The record is from RefSeq and is a predicted model, not a curated record. The transcript is spliced from 7 exons. Gene Ontology annotation, molecular function: RNA binding; protein binding. Gene Ontology annotation, biological process: mRNA 3'-end processing. Gene Ontology annotation, cellular component: mRNA cleavage stimulating factor complex. NCBI's taxonomy places the organism in Eukaryota, Metazoa, Chordata, Mammalia, Artiodactyla, Hippopotamidae.
GGCCCGCCGUGCUCUCCGGAUCUGACUUUUGUCCGUGAGGCAGCAGCCCCUUGGCGUCAGGGUUGUCGCGUAGGAGAUAAAGUCGGAGGAGGCGAACGACUCUCUAGAGCGCGCCCCCACCAGUACAGCACAGUAAGAGCUCGGGCUCUGGGUGAGGAUCCAGGCUCCACCAUUUACAAGCUGUGGGAUCCUGGAUGAGUUAACCUUUCUGGACCUCUGGUUGCCCACCUCUAAAAUGGGAUUAGCUGAGGGUUGAAUGAGCUGGCAGGGAGAUUGUCUUCCUCUUCUCCAGGAUGUACAGAACCAAGGUGGGCUUGAAGGAUCGCCAGCAGCUCUACAAGCUGAUUAUCAGCCAGCUGCUCUACGACGGCUACAUCAGCAUUGCUAACGGUCUCAUCAAUGAGAUCAAGCCGCAGUCCGUCUGUGCACCCUCCGAGCAGCUCCUGCAUCUCAUCAAACUAGGAAUGGAAAAUGAUGAUACUGCAGUUCAGUAUGCAAUUGGUCGGUCAGACACAGUUGCCCCUGGCACAGGAAUUGACCUAGAGUUUGAUGCAGAUGUCCAGACUAUGUCCCCAGAGGCUUCAGAAUACGAGACAUGCUAUGUCACAUCCCAUAAAGGACCGUGUCGUGUAGCUACUUAUAGUAGAGAUGGGCAGUUAAUAGCUACUGGAUCUGCAGAUGCUUCCAUAAAAAUACUUGACACAGAAAGAAUGUUGGCCAAAAGUGCCAUGCCAAUAGAGGUCAUGAUGAACGAGACUGCACAGCAGAACAUGGAAAACCACCCCGUGAUUCGAACUCUUUAUGACCACGUGGAUGAAGUCACAUGUCUCGCUUUCCACCCAACAGAGCAGAUCCUCGCCUCUGGUUCAAGGGAUUAUACUCUUAAAUUAUUUGAUUAUUCCAAACCAUCUGCAAAAAGAGCCUUCAAAUACAUUCAGGAGGCAGAAAUGUUGCGCUCCAUCUCUUUUCAUCCUUCCGGAGACUUUAUACUUGUCGGGACUCAGCAUCCUACUCUUCGACUUUAUGAUAUCAACACAUUUCAGUGCUUUGUCUCUUGCAAUCCUCAAGAUCAGCACACCGAUGCCAUAUGUUCUGUGAAUUACAAUCCCAGUGCCAACAUGUAUGUGACUGGUAGCAAGGACGGCUGCAUCAAACUGUGGGAUGGCGUUUCAAAUCGAUGCAUCACAACUUUUGAGAAAGCACAUGAUGGUGCUGAAGUUUGCUCAGCCAUUUUUUCCAAAAAUUCAAAAUACAUUCUGUCAAGUGGGAAAGACUCUGUAGCUAAACUUUGGGAAAUAUCAACAGGACGAACACUUGUCAGAUACACAGGCGCUGGCUUGAGCGGACGGCAGGUGCACCGGACGCAGGCCGUCUUCAACCACACGGAGGACUACGUGCUGCUACCCGACGAGAGGACCAUCAGCCUCUGCUGCUGGGACUCGAGGACGGCUGAGCGCCGGAACCUGCUCUCGCUGGGCCACAACAACAUCGUGCGCUGUAUCGUGCACUCGCCCACCAACCCCGGCUUCAUGACCUGCAGCGACGACUUCCGGGCACGAUUUUGGUACCGGAGGUCGACCACGGACUAGCGCCGCCCACCUGCGUCAGAUAGGGCUCUUGUCCCGAGGACUCUGCCCCUCCUUCCCCUUGUGUCCCGUCACCAACUUCAGUCGUAAGUCAUUGUACCAUCUUUGGCAGUUAUGCUGCCGCCUCUGCGUCCUUCUGGGAUUUGUACAAAAGAGUCUUUUUUUACCUUGAUGGAGAAUCAUGGUGGAAAAAGUUGGAAACACAUCUGUGCGGUUGUUCUGCACUCACUGAUUAUUACAGUGUGAUUUUCAUCGGUUUUGUAAAUACAGGACUGGCUAUUUCUCUUGAUCAUUUGAAGAAGGAUGGGGUAUUAAAGUGCUUUCUAGAUCUCCAGUGGAUCUGUCAUGAGGAAUGUUUACUUGGAUAUUUUGUCAGCUUCUGUGCCUGUUCUACAUCCCCUUUGUAUGUUUCCUUUCAGAAUACAUUUUGGCAGAUAAGUAGGCAUCCAGCUCUGAGAAUCAAGAGUUUUAUGCCAUAUUAAAACCAUUUUGGAAAAUCUAUCCAGUCUACCCUAAAGUGACAUCAUUCUGAUAAUAAGGCUCAGAUCUGCAGCUUUGAACACAUUUUUCACUUCAGUAAAAUUAAUGGCCAGCAUCCCCUGAAGAUUUAUAGGAGGUGUAUCUCCCAUCACAUCUCGAGACCACAUUAUCCUUUCACAACCUAAAAGGCUUGUCUGCAGUUAGUGUAUUUCUAAUAAGAUUAUUACCGGUCUAUGGGAAGCAGAAAAUAUAUCCGACGUAAUCAUAGCCAGGUGAGCCCACUCUCGCUCUCAGGUGUCGCUCACCUUCACGAGUGAUUAUUAUCAAUUGAUUUUGUUCUUUUGUAAUUUCAAAUCUUACUUUUCAGUUCCCUUCAACAUAAGGCGUAACUACUCAUCCUGGAUGCACCCAACAGCUGUGUUCUCAGAAGAUUUUUUGCAAUUAACCAACUAAUACAAGUUUUCUUACUCUUGAAACUUUUUAGGCAGUGACAAUAUUUCUGUGGAUUCAACGCUAGCUAGGUCAGGGAGCCCUGAGCCCCCCUUACAGAGAGAGACUUUUGUUUAUCCCCCAAUACAAAUACCUCAUGAUCUGGGUAGGAGUACCUAGAAGUAUAACCUGGGGUCAUUUGAUAAAGAUAUUAAAUAGAUUAAAGUAAUGGUUUUAUGUGAUAGGAAUUUUUUAGUCUUCUGAAGCUUAUUGUAUAAAAAUUCUGCUUAAGACAUCAUCCUUAAGGAUCAUUUUAACUCUUUGGUCUAAAAACCAUUUUCAGCCUUCUUAACAUGUUAAGUCACAGAUUUUAGUUCAGAUUUACAAAGAGCUAUAUUUUUUUGGUCCAUAGUGAGAUUAAAUUUAUUUUGUGUCCUGAUUCUCCAGUAUUUGAGCUUGGCCAUCUGUGGGUGCUGUUUUUGUAAGACCAAAAGAAACCUACUGAAUAGAAACAAGGAUAAUCAGUUCUACCCCCAAAAUUACCAACCAAAGCUACUCAUGUUUUCUGACUUUUAGGCUAUGAAACUGUAAAGCAGAGGUUUAACUUUUCUGCGUGUUCUCUCUGGCACACACACUGCAAUGACCACGCUGCACUCCUGAUACAAGUUCCAUGGGACCUUUUUAACUGUUCAUGAAUUUAAAUGAUAAUGCCUACUUUUUCCAACUUUUGGAAUAGUCUCAGCAAUGGACUGUAGUUUCAGGAUUUCUGUGUACAAGAUCAAGAUGUUUUUGUAUGUUUCCAAAACUGACUAAAUUUUUUUUUUUAAAUCACAAUGUUUCAAACUGGUGUAAAUGCCAGGGACAUUGCAUGGACUUGGUUUCCUCACAUCAUUAUUUAUACCACAUAACACCCUGACCUUCCGAUGGUGAGUAAUAUCCAGGCAAGAUAAGAACUUAUAACUUCUAUGUUAUUUUUUAAAGAUAUGUGAUUUCUAAAAUAAACUUUUUGUAUAUAAUGAUAA